AUGCCGUCAUCAACGUUGCAAUGUGGCCUCGUCCAAGCCCUUGUUUUGUGGCCAUUCCUCCUCCUGCUACUGCCGCGCAUCACCCAAGGCAAAUCGGUGUUUUCCGUGAUCCGAGACGUAACCGAGCUGAGCAACUUCACACGGGCUUUGCAGCUGGCUGGCAUGGAUGCAGUCCUCGACGACGAAGCACAGCAAUUCACUGUUUUCGCUCCUUCCAAUGACGCCAUUGACAGAGAUCCUGUCUUUUCCACGUACAUGAGUGAGGAUGGCUGGUUUCAUCAUUUAAGGACCAACCUUCAGUUCAUGAUUGUACCGAAUCAAGCUCUUUCAGACGAAAUGAUCUUUGACGGUUUCACAAGCGACCUGGUGACAUUGAAUGGAACGCUGGCAAUAUCACAACCGUUUGCAACCGUCAACUUGGUACAAACGCAGAUUCCCAACUUGUCUGGGGCAACAAAUGGAGUGGUCCAUAUCAUGAGCGGAGUCAUCAAGAAUUACUGGAGAGAAUACACGCUGAGAGAUGAUGUUGAUCAACUGGAUGAGUUGGAGGAUGGAUUGUCUCCGAUUCUAGAUCGUCUUGGCUUUGACGAUCCGCUCAAUGAGUUUGUCGAAUCGGGCACGAGCUGGAUUGCUGCCCGAAACAGGGGUUACGGCGACGAUUCCAUUGCUCUGGGUUUUAAUGAUAUUGUGCAAGAGCUCACCAACCCCAACAAUGUCGAGUUCCAGUGGGAGGCUUACCUCUACAACCUUGUGGAUUUCAACCUUUAUGAGCAAGAUGUCCAACGUGGUCUCCAACUCUUGGUCAUGCCCCGGGCUGGUGUGGCUCACAUGUGGAUCACAAAGGACAACGACGCAGGAAUACUUCGGUUCAAUGAUGCUAUUUUAGACCGACAAACACUGGCCGACAAUGGUGUGACCCAGAUUGUCACGAAACCGCUGGUGCCUCCGGGAAUGGCAAUGCUCCUGCAAUACACUGCUGAUUUCACGACCAUCAAUGUGAGAGACAUGGCGACGUACUUUUCGGAAUCUGGGUGGAAUCUGCGGGACAUGACCCAGUCAAUUGGUGUCAAUGGCGGCGGUUUGAACAUGUUUGUUCCUCUCCAGGACGGAUUCGGGGCGUUCAAUAUUGAAGUGGCGGUUCGUCUCUCCACCUUGGAAUGGCAGAGACAUUUGUGGGAUUUUCUCAAGCACACCAUGGCGGAACCAGCCCGCACAACGGAACGAUGGUAUGAGGUCGUCCAGGAGGCGGGGGGCACGUUGGCAGUGGAAAUGCUCAGCGGGUUCAAUACUACAUUUGUGAUUGACGAUGAUGGUGACUUGACGAUUGAUGGAGCAAGGUUGUUGAAACCCGACGAUUUGAAGGGAGUCGACGGGUACAUUCACUUUGUUGAACAGGUUCCUCUGCCGCCAUCGAUUCUCCUGACGGUGUAUGAUCAAAUCCAACAAAACCCACAAACGAGCACUGCAACCAGGCUGUUUGAUGCUGCCCAAUUCGGCGAAUUCAUCGACAGCUUGCUUCCCAUGACACUCUUUGCUCCAGUCAACAGUGCUUGGGAUGUCAUCAUCCCCUUUUUGGAAAUUCCAGAUGUGCUAAAGAAUUUCAUGUUUCAACUACUCUGGUUUGACGACUACUUGGCAGAUAUGGAUGGAGAGAACAUAACAUCUGCAAAUGGGAAGAAGUGGAACAUCCAAGUCAUUGAUGACCCCAACGGGCAUGCCCUCUCCUAUGCUCCAGAGAGAAACCCUGUAAAGAUCUAUAUCAGCAACGCCGAAGGGCCAAAAGGCUUGACAAACUGUUCGGUUGUGCCUGGCCCGAAACAAACCAACAUUCUCGCGAGGACAGGAAUCAUCCAUUAUAUUGAUUGCCUUUUCCUGGAUUUCAACUACACCAGGGUCGACCCCUUGGCUCCGACGUUUGCCCCCGUGACUGUAAAUCCGCCACCUGCGUUUACAACCUCACCUGAAACUUUCACGAGUGUCCCGACCAUGGAUACGACUAUGGCCAGCAGUGUGAGUUCUUCGCUGGGGGCUUCAACAGACCAAUCUUUUGAAGCUACCGGUACCAUGGAUCAAUCAGUCCUAGAGGAAGUGGCAGUUUUGGCUCAGGAAGCAGAGGCAAAGAGGCCGAAGUCCCCGGUUUCUCCCGGCACCCUCCGAAAACGUGCUGAUGGUGCAAGGUACUAA
Seminavis robusta is the source of this 2184-nucleotide messenger RNA. The record is from the annotation of a GenBank genome assembly. Lineage: Eukaryota; Bacillariophyta; Bacillariophyceae; Naviculales; Naviculaceae.